Molecule: messenger RNA, 5182 nt
Organism: Neofelis nebulosa (Clouded leopard)
Lineage: Eukaryota; Metazoa; Chordata; Mammalia; Carnivora; Felidae
Product: putative olfactory receptor 2W6
Exons: 5
Coding region: 3558-4490 (310 amino acids)
Biological process (GO): G protein-coupled receptor signaling pathway
Cellular component (GO): membrane
Molecular function (GO): olfactory receptor activity; G protein-coupled receptor activity
Source: RefSeq, a predicted model, not a curated record
AAAACAAAACAAAACAAAAAACAUUGCAAGAACUGAUUAAUUCCUUAGGGUAAAUAUGAAUUACUUUUCAGGGUCAUCCUACGUUUUGGAAUUCCUGUCACUCAAAUCCUGGCUGUCUUAGGAGCUUGACCUCCAAUUUUGUCUCUUUGGUCCUAUGAGGUCACCAAAAGCUCUCCUGGCUUUUCUACUCAUUAAAAGAGGUUUUCAAUACAUCCAUAGUUUUUGUCUCAUGUCAAUGUUUAGAAUAAUUCCCAUGGGGAAAAGUUUCUCAUAAGUUAUUAGACCAUUACCAUGCAGUUCUUUCUAGUCUAUGAUCUUGGUUUUUCAAAUACUGGUCAUUAACAGUUUUUUCAAAGAUUUGUUUUGUUUUGCUUUAUUAUUAGCUUUACUGGGUUCCAGUAUGGCUCUUCUAAAACUACUCUAUCAUGGCCAGGAGUAGAAGUUUGUAUUAAUUAUCUCUGACAAUUACUGAUUCUAUUUUAGGUAUUUUGUUAUUUCUUAGUUUUUUAUUUCCUUUUUAACAAUAUCGCCAAGAAAAUGAUUUUAAGUGAUGUGAUAUUCAGAAUUUUUUCUAUGCUACAUAGUUUUGGUUUUGCGGUAACUCAUUGAUGCUUAUGAUCUAUACUAAUAUCUUAUUAAUUCAUGCUUAACAAAGAACUCCACAAAUGGGAUUAUGUGGACCUUGGCUAAUAUGUUAAUUAAAAAUUUUAGGAGAACCCAGAGCCAAAAUAUUCUUUUAGAUUACAAAAUAUUCUGGAUGAUGGGUAUAAUAUGUUUCCCAAGGGAAAAAAGAAUUUUCUAUUUGCCCAACAUAUUUACUGAAUAUAUUCCAGGUCAUUACCACCAGUCCCAGCAACUGCCACCUAGCAGAGAUCAAAUCAAAGCAUCGGUUUUUAUUUUUCCCUUGUUUCUCUUGUUUUGGGCUAUCAAUAUGCUAACUAAUAUCCCAGACAUACAAAAGAGUGUGGAUAUAAACAUUUUUUGUUGGGUGUAGUUAUCUAAGUAUUAUACAUCAGCAGGGAAUAUGGUUCUUGGUACAAUUGUAAAUGGUUUGAUUUCUUGAUUUCUCUUUGUGUUGCUUCAUUAUUGGUGUACAGAGAUGAAACCAAUUUCUGUACAUUAAUUUUGUGUCCUGAAACUUUGCUGAAUUCAUGUAUCAGUUCUAGCAGACUUUUGGUGGAGUCUUUCAGGUUUUCCAUGUAGAGUAUCAUGCCAUCUGCAAAAAGUGAAAAUUUGAUUUCUUCUUUGCCAAUUUUGAUGUCUUUUAUUUCAUUUUAUUGUUUGAUUGCUGAUACUAGGACUUUCAACACUGUGUUAAACAAUAGUGGUGAGAGUGGACAUGCCUGUUGUGUUCCUGAUCUCAGGAGGAAAGCUCUCAGUUUUUCCCCAUUGAGGAUGAUACUAGCUGUGGGCUUUUCAUAUAUGGCUUUUAUGAUGUUUAGAACAGCUAGAGAAGGAUAGGUAUUAACUCUGCUUUAAAUAUCUGGUAGAGAUGAGGAGGAGCCAGGAUGGUGGAACAGCAUAGAAGUUUUUUGUGUGUCUCGCAUCCAUGAAAUACAACCAGACCAACACUAAACCAUCCUGCACACCUAGAAAACUGAUUGGAGGAUUAACACAACAAUCUGCACAACCUGAACCACAGAUUUCAGCAGUUACCCAACCCUCUGCUCUUUGAUGCUGAUCAACAGUAACAGCAGAACUCCCAAACUGUGAGAUGCUCUUACUAGGAUUAAAACCUCUCCACUUAUAAAGUAGUCAUGGAUGUCACACCCAGACUUUUUGUUGCAGCUGAAGAUUCUAUGAGGAGAAGACUCCCAUUUCAAGAAUUCAGAUCUCACACCCACACUAGGACUUUAAGUGGAUGAUAAAGAGCAUGACAAGAACAUGACUUUUAACACACCAGACUGAAAACUGUGUGUGGAGAAGAGGGACAACUGGAGAAAUCACAGAAAGAAUCAACAUGGAAAUUAUUCGUGACAUGUAUGGAAAUAACCUUUUGCCUUUUUGAUUUUUCCUUCAACUUCUAUUCAAGUGGAGUGAAUUUGUUAUCUAAUUUUGAUUUAUUUCUUGGUACCUUUAUUUACAACUACUAUUUAAGAUAAGUGCUUAAAUUAAUUUACCCUCUUGCUCAUUUAUUUGAGAUUUGUUGCCUUAUUAUCACUUGACUUUCCUGAAAGGUAUGGACAGAAGCUACCCCCAAAAAGUGGAUGUCCCACAAAAUUUUGUCCCAUGAAACUGAGUGUCCCACUGCCUCUAGUACAUAAGGACCAGUAUUUUAAAAUGAAUCUUUCUGCCUUAUAUUUGACUCAAAUGUUAUAGAGGGUGGGAAAGAUUCAAUCAUAUGUAGUAUUUAUAAGAAAAUGAUUUUUUAAAUGGUUGUAUGAUUCUUGGAGUAUUCAUCCAGAAUAGUUUUAUCCACAUGAAAAAUUAAACAGGUCAAGAGAGUAAAGAGGAGGGGAGAGAAUUUGCAAAUAUUCAUUUGAAAUAAGCAGUAGUCUGAGUCUGAAACCAUCCCCUUCCAACAGGAAAGGGUGUUUUAAAGUACCUGCCCCAUCACAUUAAUAGGUGUGCAGAUAGGAGACUUCAACAGAGCUACUUGGAGAUUUCACUAAUUGCAUAUUUUAGUUGGGAGUGCAGAGAGUGAACCAGGGGCAGAAAAACCAGGAAAUUCUGGGGGAUGAGAAAAGUGCCAAUAGCUUCUACAGUGGUAGAUUCAAGAAAGUCUUGGCUGCUGCAAUGUUUUUGAGACAAAUGAUGGAAGAGACUUUCCUGUGUGUUGGAGGAGGGUGGUGGUGAAGGGAGAGUUAGUGCAGGGUUGUCCUGAGUCUAAUCCAUUGGAACCACCAGAGGGACAAAGGGAAAAAGUAGCACGAUGCUGGGAGAGAAUGCUGGAUCUCCAGAAGCUGCAAAAGGUGAUGUAAGCUUCAUGGGAGAUGCACCAGUCCAGGCUGGGGACCCACAGGCCCAUUGUCCCAGUAAGAAGGCUUAUAAGAACCCACCACUUUUCCCAUGAAAGAAGAGUCAGCUCUUCAAACACCUCCCAGGCUCAGAUUGGAAGAGUAAGAACUUUUCUGUAACUCUUUUCCUUCCCCUUUGCAUGGCCCAAACAGGAAGACCCUAUGGCCCUACUGUCAUACUGGCAGAGAAAGGGUGGGGAGAGAGAGAAGCUGCCCACAGCCCAUCCCUCAAGCACAAGGGGUUACCUGGAAGGAGUGAUAGUUGGUGGAGGACAAGACUGAAUGCUAAGUGAGGCUUUCAGUUGUUGGUAUUCAUGGGAUUGGGUUUUCAAAUUAGUGGAUUUAGAUUCUGUUUGUAACUGAAAUUGGUUGUGAUACAUUUAUUACUGUGGAGGUCAUGUAUCUGCUGGAGUUUUCAUCCAGUUGCAGGGGGAAAUAGAUGGAAAGGACAAAAGAAAACAAAAAUGUAGAAUUUAGGUCACAUCUAAGGACCCAUGCUUGUCCUUUAAAUCCAUUAUGUGUAUUAAUUACCCACUUAUUAUUCUUAAAUCCCACAACAGAGGGUGUGGGAUCUCCUGAAGCGAUAGGGCUGAAGAGGAGAUGGAAACAGCUAAUGAGAGCACAGGUGGGGAUUUCAUCUUAGUGGGCUUCUCUGAGCGGCCCAAGUUAGAGCUGAUCCUCUCUCUCUUUGUCCUGAUGUUCUACACUAUAACUCUUGUGGGCAACGUGGCCAUAAUCCUACUCUCUAUCCUGGAUGCUGGACUUCAUACACCCAUGUACUUCUUCCUCAGAAACCUCUCUGUGCUUGACCUCUGCUUCACCACCAGCAUUGUGCCCCAGAUGCUGGUGAACAUGUGGGGAGGUAACAAAAAGAUCAGCUAUGCUGGCUGCAUGGUCCAGUACUGGGUGGCCUUGGCACUUGGCUCCACAGAGUGUGUGCUCCUUGCGGUGAUGGCAGUUGAUCGCUAUGUUGCAGUUUGCUGGCCUUUACACUAUACCUCCAUCAUGCACCCCAGGCUGUGUCACCUCCUGGCAGCAGCUUCCUGGUCCUCUGGUUUUGCUAACUCCUUUCUCCAGUCCUCAAUGGCCAUGGUGCUGCCUCGAUGUGGAAACCGGCGUGUGGACCAUUUCUUCUGUGAACUAUUGAUCAUUGUUAAACUCUCCUGCGUUGAUACUGGCCCAACAGAAUCUAAAAUGUUUAUUGCCCGGCUAAUCAUCCUAGGCAUGCCUAUCUCCAUCAUCCUGACCACUUACUUGUGCAUCGCCAGGGCAGUAGUAAAAAUGCGCUCAGCAGAGGGAAGGAAAAAGGCCUUUAGGACCUGUGCCUCCCACCUAAUGGUAGUCUCACUCUUCUAUGGGACCAUUAUGUUUUUGUAUCUGCAGCCCAAGGACAACUACUCCCAGGACCAGAGCAAAGCACUGGCAGUGCUUUACAUGAUUCUUGCACCCACACUCAACCCUCUGGUCUACACACUGAGGAAUAAGGAUGUGAAGAAAGCAGUCAGGAGCUUGAUGGGGAUGGAGCAGGUAUAGGGAGAUCAAGAGUGGGAAGAAAGGUGAGGCAACCACUGGCGACACAACUUGUGGUGUACUUGCUUUAACUGUGCUUGUUUUAUGUUUCUGUGAGGGGGUUGGAAAAUCUGCUGUGUGCUCUUCUCUAGCUAUUCCUGGGAUCUUUACAGGGUGGGGACUCACCAGAAGGAAACCUAACCAUCCCUUAAAGGAACCUCUGGCCAAGGCAAUCUCCCCUGGCAAGUAAUUCUGUGUCCCACUGUUAAUGUUUUUCUAUUUUCAAUGCAUGGUUACUAGCUUAUUCAAAUGCCACCAAACAUACUCCUAGAUGUUACAAUAGCACCGAUGAUCACUCUGCUACAUUUAUUAAGCAGCUACACGGCCAUAGAAGUUUCUUCAUUUUCUCCAUCACCACUGUCACUAUACCAUCAUCAAAACAGUUAGGAAAAUGGAGGAUUUAGUCAGUAACAUACAAUGCAAUACUUGUCCAUCAUGAAUAAAUAUAUGUGGAACAAGAAAAAAGAAUAAGAAUCAAGUAGACAGAGACUACACAGUAUACCAAGGAUCCUGUUUCUUAGAAUUGAAAGAAGUACCAUGACUUCAAGGCAAGGCUUUAGGACAUGUCAAAUUUUAUCUUAUUUAGUGUUUGAAUAAUAAGAAUAAACAUGUUCGCUUGCUGGAGCUAUAAGACAGUUUGUAAAUUUUAAAAUCAC